Molecule: messenger RNA, 2719 nt
Organism: Microplitis mediator
Lineage: Eukaryota; Metazoa; Arthropoda; Insecta; Hymenoptera; Braconidae
Gene: Vps16A
Product: vacuolar protein sorting-associated protein 16 homolog
Exons: 13
Coding region: 124-2631 (835 amino acids)
Biological process (GO): endosomal transport; intracellular protein transport; vacuole fusion, non-autophagic
Cellular component (GO): lysosomal membrane; HOPS complex; cytoplasm
Molecular function (GO): actin binding
Source: RefSeq, a predicted model, not a curated record
UUUAGUCACUGGUUAAUUUAUCUGUCAAAGAUUCAUGUCACUCAUUGUCACAAAAAUAAAUAUAUGACACAUGAUAGUAAAUAACAAUAAAAAAAACUAUUAUUUUAAUUACUUUGAAUAAUCAUGCCUGUAAUGUUGACAGCUGAUUGGUUUCCCCUGGGGAGAGACACUUAUUUCAGAAAAUUCGAGCUGUAUCCAAUUGAAUUACAACAUGAAGUUAAUUUGAACAAUCAGCUAAUUGCUGCUCCGUAUGGAGGAUCCAUUGCAGUUACGAGAGAUCCGAAAAAAUUCGUUAAAAUCCAAGGUUCUAACAAACCUAUAAUAUCUCUGUACUCAUCAUCAGGAAAAGUAACUACUAAAUUUACAUGGAACAGCGGACAGUUAGUACGGAUGGGAUGGUCUCAUCAAGAAGAGCUUCUCUGUGUUCAAGAUGACGGAAUGAUUCUUAAUUAUGAUCUUUUUGGAUCAUACCAAACUACUUUUAGCAUGGGAAGUGAAGCUAAAAAUACUAAAGUUAUAGAUGCAAAAUUUUUCACAUCAGUAAAUGGCACUGGAGUAGCGGUUUUAACUUCUACAAAUUUAAUAUUUCUUGUAAAUAAUGUCGCUGACCCUAAAGUGAGACAAUUACCCGAAAUUCCCAAACUGGGAGGUCCAAUAGACUCCUGGUGUGUAGUCUGUUACGAGAGACAGAGCCAGGUGAUAAUUUCAAAUCAAAAUGGGUUGUACCAAAUCCAGCAUAUGGGCAAAACACCGGCGCCGAUACCUUUCAGUAACUUAUUUAGCAACAAGAUAAAUAAUAUCACCGCGAUGGCAGUGUCGGCAAAUAAUUUGCAUCUGGCAUUGUACGGAGACACUGGACAUUUGUACUUAGGAUCAGUUGACUUGAAAGAAAAAUAUACAGAAUGUAUAACUGGGAUCAACAAACCGCUCACAGACAUCGCUUGGUGUGGAACGGAAGCGGUCGUUUGCUGCUGGAAUAAUUCUCUGAUGGUCAUUGGCCGCAGUGGUGACACUAUUCUGCACGUCUACGACAGUCCCGUCCAUCUAGUGACCGAAGUUGACGGUGUCCGAGUUAUUUCCGCGAGUUCUCAUGAAAUGAUUCAAAAAGUCCCCAAUGUCGUUCAGAAAAUAUUCCGUAUCAACUCAACUGAUCCCGCGUCCUAUUUGCUCGAGGCUUCAAAACAAUUUGAAAAGCGCAGUCACAAAGCCGACAGUUACAUUGAUCUAGUCAAAGACAAACUUGACAGUGCCAUCAAGGAUUGUGUUAACGCAGCCAGCCAUGAGUUUGAUCCCGAGACUCAGAAACUUCUCAUGCGAGCGGCUAAAUUUGGAAAGGGAUUCAGUAAAUCCAUUGAUCCAGAACGUUAUGUCACAAUGUGUAGGAUUUUGAGAGUUUUGAAUGCCAUAAGACAUCCGACUGUUGGAAUCCCUUUGACAUUUACGCAAUUGGAUUUAUUGACUAAUCAGGUGUUAUUAGAUCGUUUGGUAGUUAGAAGACAUUAUUAUUUAGCUAUUCAAAUAGCGCGUCAUUUACAAAUACCUGAAGUUGAUGGUGAAAGCAGAAUUCUUGCUCACUGGGCUUGUUAUAAGGUAAAACAAUCAGUAUUGGAUAAAGAACAAAUAGCUGAAGAGAUAGCAGCUAAAUUAGGCUACGCACGUGGAGUAUCUUACAGCGAAAUUGCUGAAAAAGCUGCCGAUUGUGGUAGAAAACAAUUAGCUAUCAAAUUGAUAGAUUAUGAGCCGAGAGCUCAUCUUCAGGUGCCAUUACUUUUGCGUCUUGGAGUCGAAAGAGCGGCUCUUGACAAAGCAGUAGAAAGUGGAAACACGGACUUAGUUUAUCAUGUUAUUUUACAUUUUCAAAAGAACAUGCCUCUAGCUAAUUUUGAGAUGUCAAUAAAACAUUGCCCACUUGCGAUGUCACUCUACAUUAAAUAUUGUCGGAAUCAUAAUCGUGAAGCUUUGCUAGAUAUUUAUGAUAUGUAUGAUGAUUUUUAUUCACAAGCUCUCUGGUAUAUCAGAGAAAGUUAUCAACCAAAGAAUGCGUUAACUCGUGAGCCGCUAUUACUAAACGCUCAAGAAAAAUUCAAAAUGGGACGUUAUGACACUAAUGCAGCGUUGACUGAAGAACAAGUUAAAUUACUAAAGUACCAAAGACAAUUAGAGGAAACUUUACGCGAGUCAGUGAUCGGAAAAUCUCUUCACGAUACAGUCCAACUAUUGCUGAUGCAAAAUGAAGUUAAAUUAGCUGAUAAAUUGCGCUCGGAGUACAAAAUUCCCGACAGAAGGUACUGGUGGUUACGGAUCCAGUGUCUGUCUGAACGCGGGCUUUGGAGUGAACUGGAGAAAUUUUCUAAAAGCAAAAAAUCUCCGAUUGGCUAUGAGCCGUUCAUUGACGAGUGCUUGAAGUACAAUAAUAUAGAUGAAGGAAAAAAAUAUUUGGCUCGUGUUAGAGACGAAUUGAAAGUUAAAUAUCUAGCCAAGUUCAAGAUGCUAGUGGAAGCUGCUCAAACUGCCUACGAACAAAAAGAUUCAUCGGCUUUAUCAUUUGUAUUGGCGCAGUGCGGGCCGUCAGACAGAUUACUAGCCGAAAAAAUAAACGGAAUGUUAACUAGUCUCCGAAGUAAUAAAUAAUUUAAACAAUCUUUUGUUUGAUAUAAAAGAAGAAAAAAUAAAUUUUUUGUACAUAUUGUUUUAUAUUCAAUAAAAAAUAGAAUAACAA